Molecule: messenger RNA, 12777 nt
Organism: Pocillopora meandrina
Lineage: Eukaryota; Metazoa; Cnidaria; Anthozoa; Scleractinia; Pocilloporidae
Source: the annotation of a GenBank genome assembly
UUUCCUGUUUUGGCAUGGGAUUCUAUUGAGAGUUAACAAGUCACUGAAAUCUCACCAAUUUAGUUCCAUCCUUUCGCUAAUCGCUUUUACAAGCGACUUUCAAUUGCGUGAUGAACCGGUUAACCAGUCUGCUCUUCGUUAUUAUUUCCACUCUAUCGUGUGUGAAAUCAACUGGAAAUGCCGUUCAUCAUGAGUACUGUGUUGUCGGAGCUGGCCCGGGAGGUGAGUGAUUUCUAAAUCAUCUUUAAAUUUAAGUUCUUGCCCUUUUUUCGAGUUGAAACGAGCAAUAUCUCUUGGCAGUUUCGAUGUGUUUUGUAAAUAUAUGUGCACUUGUUGGUAUUGAAUUUGCUGAAUUUUUUAUUUCAGGGCUUCAGUUGGGAUUUUACCUUGAGCGCGCAGGCCGUGAUUAUAUCAUUUUCGAACGUGACGCACUCGCAGGUAUUUUGGGGAUAUUUUAAAUGUAAUCGAAAGUGUGAAGCUUAAAUUUAUCACUUUCAUCUUAGCCUGCAACUCUAUUCUGAUCAUUUAUCGGUGUUAAUCACGUUCAAAUUUUGGUGAUCGAAUUUUUUUGAAAGAAAUUGAAGGCGAACCUCACAAAGUUGCUUGUCGUUAGUAAUUGAUAAUCAGUUUUAAAAUACUUUUAAACAAUAUUUCACCAUUUUGGAGGGUAAUCGGUGGCUGACAAUUUAGAAGCACAAUUAAAAUUUGAAGAAAAACUAAACUAUCUGCAGCUGCCAUAAGGAUGAAACCGAUACAGAUCGAACGCUACAGGUGACAGUCAAGUAGGAACAUAAUUGCAUCGACUGUCCAUGGAACCUUAGGUCGACUUCCUCUGAAAAGGCUUCUAUGUCAAAACCUUUAUCUGAUCGUGAGAGUUGUAAACUUUCGGGAAGGAAAGUGAUGCGAGGAUUAAAGUUUGAAAUAUCAACUAGCUUUCAAUAUUUGCAUAAUUGUGUAAUCGAUUUUCUUUUCUUCGAGAUUAUAUAAUUCUUCGUUGCAUUAUGAUUUCCUUCCGGUUCAGCGUUUUAUACAUAGGUUCUGUUAUGCGAGAACUAGCACAUCGAAUUUUUUUCCUAUGUAUACCGGAGAAAAAAGGGUAAAAUUUCCGCUAAGCCCCAUACUACAUUAUGCAUUCAGUUCUUGGACAGAGAAAACAAUGACAAAAACAAUACAUUGCCAUUGGGAAAACAGAUUUGUUUUACAAUAGUAUGGGGCUGUGAGGAAAUUUUACUAACAAAUCACUUAUUGUAUGAUCUGUAUAAUUUUGAGCAGUCAGAUUUAGAAAUUUAGGAUGGUCUACUACUACACCAUUUUUAAGUCAUAAAACGCAUGAAAAUGUGUGGGACACAGUAAUAUGACAUUUCUUUUCAUGUAAAAUUCAAGUCAAUAUUGUUCUUCCUUUUUCUUGGAAAAUGAAAGAAAGCAGCUGCCCCUAUAUAAUGAGCACCUGAACAUCUGUUUUUUCCUCUAAGUAAUUAAAUAUCCUUUCUCUGAAUGUAUAUUGCUAAAUAUUAAGUUUGUAAUACUGAAAAGAAAAUUGUACUCAAUGAUAAGAUGGGCAUAAUACUUUACCCUAAAGAAAGAAAUAAACUUUUUAAAAGUAAAACCACAAUUGCCCUAGGGUACUUAGAGGUAUUUAAUUCAUUGUACAGUUUGACCAUAUAUUUUUUGUUGCUCACAAUUCUUUUUUCUUUCUCUUGCAUUUUACAUGUGUUCACUUUUUCAAUAAGUAUAAACUCAAUAAUUUUCUUCUAGUCUAUACUAUCUGUGUAGGGUAAUUCACUUUGAUUUACCUAUAACAAAGUUCUAGAACUUUUUGGUCAGGAAAACAAAUCAGUAUUAUCAAUUCACUGCCUUUCUUUGGCAAUAUAUUCCUUAAAGAAAAAAAUGAAACUAUGCGGAACAACUUUAUUAAGCUAUAGCAAACAAGGAACAUACACAGUUAACCCUUUCACUCCCAGAAGUGAUUAACAUAAAACUUCUCCCUAUAAUAUCCAUGCAUUAUUCAGCAAACAGGUAAUGAGAAUAUUCAAACUUAUCAGGUAGAAUCUGCUAUCUUGAUCUAGUACCAAGUUCUCAUAACUUAUUUACAAGGAAAUGUGUAGCAGCUAGAGGGGAGAAUUGUCAAUCAGAUCUUGGGAGUUAAAGGGUUAAUGAUCUUUCUGUACUAAGUUAGUUUGGAAAAUGGAUAAGAAUGAUUAGAGUUGAAAAUGUCAUUUAUGUGCUUAUUACAUUGAUGGAUAACAUGAUUUGUGACAUUUGAAAUUACAAUUUUAAAACCAAAUUUUUGUGUGUGAGGACAUUUUAGUUUGUGAGUUGCAUUCCAGUUACAUAUCCACUCCUGAGCAGAAAUCAGCAACAAUUACAUUCAAUUUUAAUUUCCUAAUGAAAAAUGCCAGAGCACUUGAUGUUUGUUGUAAACUUAUGCCAACUUAAAAUUUACCAGUAUUUUUUAUGUCUUAUUUAACCAAAAUUUCAGGAGCAUUUUAUACAAAGUAUCCAAGACACAGGAAAUUAAUAUCUAUCAACAAGAGACACACAGGUACCCCUUAUUUGUAAUGACUAUAAAAUUGUAGACUGAAGCAUUUCUUUCACUUAAGGAUGGUGGGGAAAGGGUUUGCAUGAAUGAUUUCACAAAAUGAUGUUCCCUUAUUGGCUAUAUAUAGUAUUUAAAGAAUAUCUAAAUUAAAUCACUGCAUCAAUCUAUCAUUCAUGUUUCAAUGAAUACAACCAAGUUAGGGUUAUAGUCAACCCUUUGACUGCAUCCUUUUAAGCAGAGAACAAUGGAAUAGACUGAGGUACCCUUACUGUCCAUUAAAGGUUAUUGAUGUGUUAUGGAAAGUAAAAAAAUGAUAUCAAGAAACAAAAAAUUCUAUUUUGUCACAUGGUCUUACAUUAAGGCCUUGAGGAUUGAAGUAUGAUGUUUUGGUCAUCCUAAUGCAAGUUAUACAUUUGACCUUAGAGACAUCUUCUCAAAAAUUCUUGGAAAAAAAAACUAAGAACAUCUUGUAUCAAUUUAAGUUUUCAGCUUUCCAAAGGCUGAGUGAUACAUUAGAUUAUCUUUCUUUCUUGAGGAAACUUAAACCUCCAGAACUAAGUUGAUUUGCAACAUUUAUUUUCAUUUUCAGGAAAAACAAACAAAGAAUUUAACAUGCGUCAUGAUUGGAAUUCCCUUCUCAGUGAUGAUGAGUCUCUUUUAAUGACUAAAUAUUCCAAACAGUUUUUCCCAGAUGCUGAUAUCCUGGUGAGUGUGAUAUCUUUCUGCUCAACUCUUCAGGGAUGACUCCAAUUCAGCUUUCAAACAUUUUACUCCAAAAAGAAAACCUCACAGUUUUGUUCCAAUUUAAAUAGACCCAUCACCUUCAUCAUUAUAUUCCUUAUGGAAAAUUAGUAAGGGUAAGUCUGCUCUUGAGCCAAGUGGUCCACCAGCCAGAGCUUAUUCUGGUUUCCUUAGCAUAAAGUGACAAGGAGUAUCACUAUUCCCUCCUGGAUAGGAUGCUAGUUCAUCACAAGAUUACCUUCUAGCAUUUGGGUUAAUUGCCCAAAAACACAACAGUCAUUGACACAGCCAGGUCUUGAACCCUGACCUCUUGAUAUGUAGCACAGCACACUAACCAUUGGCCCAUCAUGUCUCCUAGAGAAGGACAAACCUUUCACCAUGAAAAAGUAAUGAAAUAUACUAAUUAAAGAUAUUAACAAAAAGCAAAACAGUUGCACCCUCAUGUGACAUCAGGUUUAGAAAUAGAACCCAUAGGUAAGUGUUCUAGAUGUUGAGCUAUCCCUUUUCUGCAAAUUGAAUACUUGUGUGGCAUACAUUUAUUAUAAACAAUUAUUGAAAUAUUGUUUAAUUGAUCAUCUCUCUCUCUCUCUAGGUGAGAUAUCUGAAUGACUAUGCUACCAAGCUCAAACUGAAAGUCCAGUACAACACAAACAUACUGCAUGUGUCUAGAAGUGAGGAAGAGGAUGAUGCUCUUUUUCACCUCAAAGAUCAAAAUGAGACUGAAUACACCUGCAAGAAUCUUGUUAUCUGGUAACUAAAGAAGAACUUGUGUUUUCAAAGAUGAUAGAUAUGAAAAAAAACUUAAAAAAAUAUCACAGUGCAUGGUUACCGCUUUCUGUUCAGCCCUACCACUUCAUGUCUGGGUUUCACCUUACAGCCCUUUCUUGGGGCACAGUCUGUGCUAUUGGUGGCUGCUUAUGGAAAAAGUUAUUGAAACCCUGUUUUGAUAAUCUGUUAGUUGUAGUACUCGCUUGGUUGUCUAACUUGCUAACCGCUUUGUUCUUUUCUGUUUGGUUAGUACUGGUAUAGCUGUUGAAAAUCUCCCCAGAAAGUUUAAAGGAUUUGAAUACACAGAGGUUUGUCCUUGAGAUGAUACUUUGAAAUUGGCCUUUUGAUUCCCAGAAAUGAUUAGGAUGGAAGGUCUCAUUGUAGUAUCAGGAAUGAGAGGAGAAUGAGGGGAUGAGUAUAGAGAAAGCAAUCAGUAAGAGGCUUUUGUGUGGCACCAAAUUCUCUUACUGGUCAUUAAAAAAUAUACUUAGAAAUAUAUCAUGAUGACACCCCUGUUAAAUUUUGUUGAAAGACCCUGCUUCCCUCUUUAAGUUGGUUUCUUACAAAUGGUCCAGUUUCCCCUAAAAAACAUUGAUGAAGGGGAAAUAUUUCAACAAUUUUGAUAAUCAGGGUUGAUAGAUGACAGCUUUAUGAACUGAAGGCACUUUGACACUUUGAUCCAACAUUUAACUCUGAAGCUAGAGGGCUGUUCAGAGAAUUGAUGGCAAGAAUCAACCCUGAUGUAAUUAAUUUCCUGCUUUUAAAUCAUGACCAAUUCAUUUACAUUGAUCAAACUAGCUCAAAGUUUAGAUUGAGAUUUUAUAUCCUUUUUAAGGCUGUUACACAACACUCUCCACCUUUCUUUUUUUCUGGGGGGGGGGGGGGAGAGAUGACUGACAUCUAGAAUACAGUUGAAAAGGAGUCUAUGAGAGGUAUUCAAGAUACUCCUAAUACUGCACAAUGGUAUGACCUUAACAUACAUUUUUUUUUCAAUUUUUUAGAGUUACUCGGAUAUUUCAACAAACCCUGAUGAUUAUGAGGGGCAAACAGUACUGAUUGUAGGAAGAGGUGAGAUGUCCGAUAGUGUUGGGGAGGGGAGAAGUUUCCUCAAGAAAAACCUCUAUUCAAUAACACUUAUUAAUUUCAUUGCUUGAUUUAGGGAACUCAGCAUUUGAGACAGCAGAUAGCAUAAUGGGAGCUACCAAUUUAAUCCACAUGUUUGCCAGGUUUGUUCCUUGUCAAACAUAUUUUUGAGUUACUUUUUGGAGGGCCUGCCUCAUGAUGUUAUGAUAAUCUUGUGCAGACUUCUAUCAGCUUAAAAGAGGUUACUAAAUAGUGGUUUGGAGACUGAGAUAGAAGACAGCAAAGGGACAAUAAGUAUUUAAAGGAAUCCAAGGAUUGCUACAAAAGGAAAACAUUAAGACAGAUGGAGUAGAUGGAACAUGAUGGAUUUUAAGCUUAAGCUUAAAUUUAUUAAGAUGCACACAAAUAUAACUCCUUUGAGCAAUUAUCAGAGAUGCAUCAGGGAAAUGGCUGUUCUUAAAUUUAUUUUUUAACUUUAAACCAACCCUUAGAUAACUGGAUAGGUUAAUGAAUUUGUUGGUACUCUUAAUUUAAUAGUUUCAUUUCAUUGCAGAUCAAGGGUUCGUUUGUCUUGGGAAACCCACUAUGUUGGUGACUUGAGGUAUGGUACAUGGUCUCUCAAGGAUCCAAAUUAGUUCUCCACAUUAUUAUUACAUUUCUCAUAACUCUUGCUCUGGAGAAUUUGACGUUAAAUCAAGCAGUAUCACAUAGGUCGAUCUUUGUCUUUCUUCGUCACCUUUCUACUGAGAAUUUAUUGGUAUUGCAAGGAAAAUGAACCAUUAAUCAGCUGGGGAGUGACGGUUAACUAGUGUUAAAUUACACGCAGACAACACAGCUGACUGCCUAAGAGCUGAGUUAUAUUACAUUUCUUUUUUUCUUCGGUCGCAAAAUUGCUACUUCAACACGCUAUGAAAACAAGAAACCUUACCAAACAUUUCCUUCACAUAAACCGAAACAGUAUAAAACCGAUAACUGCAGUAUACAGCCUUUCAAGACUCUCUUAGACAACUUUCCACUGAUUUGAUUUAGCUGUAACUGGUUUAAAUUUGUUCCUCUCACAGAGCCGUGAAUAAUGGAAUCUUGGACACGUAUCAAUUGAAAUCUCUUGAUGCGUUACUGGGUAAGCUCUAUUACCUAACCGAUUUUUAAUUCCAAUUCCGUCAAUUCACUUUUCACUUGGCAGUCAUCAAUGUGUCUAAAGCCUGAUUAAGUCAAUACAAUAAUUAUUGUACACAUAACUACCUGUUAGCUCAGUCAUGACCCCCACCCCACCCUCCCAAAGAAUGUGGUUUGCUAAAAGCUCCUGCUCAGGAUGAUAUUGUAAGUAUCUUCACAAUACUGUUCAGACGGAAGAAAAUCCAACACACUUUUAUUUAGUAUACCUUUUUGGGUUAAUGUUUUACACACUCAGAGGCUCCUAUAGAGGAAAUGGCCGUCAUUAAGAGAGAUGGAAAACUGUUUGUUGAUGCCUUUGACGGCACUGGAGAGAACAUUGUCACAGCAGACCAGCCAAUCUCAGAGAGUGGAAGAGCACGUAAGGGAGGACUGCAGUCCUAUUCUUAAAUGAACCAUUUAAAUGUCAAUUUAGUGUUUUGUAUUCUUAAAAGUGAUAAUAAUGGAAGGUCAUAAUAUUUUAAUCAAUUUUUUUAAAAUUAUCUUCAGUAAACUCAACUUUAACUAUUUGGAGAUAUAUUCUUCAUGAACUCAAGUGUGAGAAGUGCAGGUGUUUUGUCAGAUACCUUCAUCACAUUACCGUCAUGGCUACUCUUAUAAUAACCAUAACAGCUCUGGUUGAGUAAACAGAGUCAGGAAGAGACAGUUUUAAAACCUGCGGUAACCUCAUCUUUCUCAAAUAAAAGCCAAGCCUGAGUAGUAAAAAUUACACUUCUGUGCUUGACAUGGUAAACGUAAGCUAGCAUUUUAACCAAGCACACUUUAGACCACGCGCAGUCCCAUCUUUGCGGCAAAGUCCUCGCGCAAGUCUAACAAAAUCAGUGAAAAAUGAAUUGGUGUUAGCGCACCGCGCGGUGAGCUAAAAAAAAAAUUUUUCGCCGAUUUUUGAAUUAACUCACGCAACGGACUUCGCCGAAAAUGAGGGACUGCUCAUUGUCUAAAUGCAAUUUAAUUUUUGCGUUUUUUUCAUUGUCGUGGUGUUUGUUAGAAAGAGUGUCACCUAUCCUCUUUGAAAAUGUUUUGAUCCAAUGAUUCUUUUUCAGCUGAUAACUUUGCUGUGAGAGAGCCUUAUGAUCGCGUUAUACGCUGCCUAGGUUUUAAGGUAUAAAAAUAAUUUUACACCCUAACACCAGUGUCCACAUUCUCCACACUGUUCUCUGUUAAUUUCCUAAGGCGCUGACAAGGAGAAUUUGUUUAAAAAUCAGAAGCUUCUUCUGUUGCUGAUCGUUUCCUUUAUUCUCGUGACCCCAAUGUGUGAUUUAUGGGUGAUAUUAUAAGGAGAAAUUAGAUGCUAGUCUCUCUUAGGAGUCAAAGUGUUAAACUUAUAGCCCAUUUAAAAAGUUCAACUGAAUAUUGGACUAUUAUUCAUCUGGACAUCUUACCAAUGCAAACAAUCUCUACCUUGAAGCCUUUCUUGAGGAAAAUUUUUAGCAUUAUGGAUUUUCGUGGGGCUUUUGUUGUAGAGUCCAAGUUUUUCUUUUUUUCUUGGAGACUACCCCUGAGCUUCCUCAUAUCCCAGUUUAAUAUAUACCACACAGGUGAAUAGUACUUUUCACACGCGCUGACUGGCUUGUUCGGAAGUGAUUAGCGAAAAGCAUUCACCUCUGAGCAGCCGAAGAGACAACAUUUCACCUCAGUGAAUAAUUGUUGGAUAUUUGGCAUUGAAAAAAUUUUUUUUCCCAGCAACGUGGGAUUAAACUUCCUCACAACUUUGAUAAGUAGCUAACAGGAAGUUAGUGAUUGUUGUACUAAGAAGUUGCUUUUCUUUUUGUCAGUUUGACUUUUCCAUAUUUGACAACACAACUAAGCCAAGGCCAAGCAGAGGAAAGCGGUCCAAAAAAUAUCCAGCUAUCAAACCGAGCUAUGAGUCUACUUCAAUUCCAAGACUUUAUUUUGGUAGGUUUGCCAGGAAUCUUGGGCGUGACGGUCACGCAAUUUGUUUUCCAACAAGUUGUAGCACUUGCAGAUACAACUCUCACACUCUUUUUGAAAAGUUUCGCACACAAAAUCUAAAAGUUACAUUCUCUUUGCUAUUUGGAACAUACAUAUAUUUCUUAUGAUGUAAAUCUAAGAAUUUAGUUUGGAACGUAGUUUUUGUUUGCGUUGCAGCUGGAACAAACACCCAUUCUGUUGACUUCCGAAAAUCAGCAGGGGGAUUCAUUCACGGGUUUCGAUACACUGGUAAAUUUGAUUUAAACUUGGCUGAAUCAUCUAUAUAACUUUAUGCUAGAUAUCGGAACAUGUUAGAGGCUAAAGUACACAUCAAAGUUACCACAAUAAAAAAACUUUAGCUGGCAAAAUGAUUAAAAACCAUGAUCACAUCAGGUUCAAACUAUGGUGAAAUCUCGUUUUAGCGUUUCACGGCGUAGGUAUGGCUUUGCAGUCCAGACGUAGCUCUUUCAAACGAUUUGGUCGUGAGCAGGUCUUCAAAAUGCGAAUGUAAACACUAAGCCAACUGGACAAUCUUCCAUUGGGUAUUGGUUCUGUUACUUCAAGCGCGGUUGCAGGCUUAGGCUGGUGGUCCCCUUAUUAAAAAUUAAAAAUGGAAUACUUGAUUGCAAUUUUUUUUGUCUGACUGUGUCAGCAACAGUACUUUGACUUUUGCUAUAAUACUUUGUUCUCCCGCAGCACGUACUCUUCAUCGUGUGUUGGAAUGGCGUAACCAUAAAGUAGUCUGGCCUCACGUGACAGUGCCCAUUGUAGAAGUUGUGAACGUGAUACUUAAAAGGAUUAAUGAGGCAUCGGUUAGUUUUUUUUUUAGUUUCUUAAUGAUCUAAGUGAUAUGCUCGCUUAGCUCUCUCUUGACUCUCAUUUCAGUUUUCGAGUGAUUUUAAAACUAAGGAAAUUUUUGCCUUGUAAAUUUGUGUUUAUCUAUCACUCGAGGUCCAUUUUAUGUCCAGAUUUCAGUUUCCAACAAAUGGUUUAAACUCGUAAAGUAUGUUUGACUUGGUGAGAGGGACUAAUUUUUCGAAAACCUGCGGAAGUCAUCAUCAGAGUGGAGUGACUCUAUAGAUUUCACCGCUCAACUGACAACAGCACUGUUCUCUCACAGAUGAUAAGAAUAAUCGAUGAAGUUUUCACCUCUCUUGUAUAAAAUUUUUGUUUUAACUUGGGUUUUGCUAGCCGUUGUUAAAAUAUAUAGUUGACCUUACAUAAAUUUCAUACGUGUGUAAAAUGCAUGCAAAGCUUUGUCUGUUUCAAACAGGGGAUUUAUCAGAUGUUUGGGGUCCUCGGAGAAGUCAUGAUAUUGCGUGAGUAUAAAUUUUAGAUUGAGUUCUUUGAAAACGAGCCUUGUGAGAGAAAGACACAUUAAAAAUUGCAUCCUCGUGGAGAUGACGUGAAAUUAAAAUACCAACGAUUGAAAAAAGUGGGAUUUUUGGUCUAAACAAUGGACAAGUUUGAAAAAAUUGAAGGAGGGGAAAUUAAACCAAUCGCAGAUAGAAGUGAUGAGAAACUUAUGCCUUGUGGGAUUACUUUCGAAACUUGAUUGAAAAUUGCCCUCUGUCAAACAUCCUCGUUACUUAGCUCUAGGAUGUAGAAGUCGAUGUGAUCUGUAAUACUUUUGUCCAAUUAGGAAAACGAGGAUGCUGGUCAUUGCUUUCGAAAGGAGAAAGCAAAGUAUCAGUUAUAUAUGAUAUUACGUCUUGCUUCUUCAGGUGAUAAUGGAAAAGUAGAAUACUACGAGGAAUUUCCAAUCAGACUUAUACAUCAAUUUGAAGGUAAUGUUUUCAUGAUCUACUAAAUCACGUAGACCAUAACUUAGGUCUGGUUCCAGCUUGCCAUCAUGUAAUGUUUCGGGUCAGAGUCAGUAUCAGAGCAACUGCGUACCUACCCCUCCCCUACCCCAACAGCAGUCAACUUAUGACAAAUUAGGGUGAAUGUUGGGUAAGGGGAGGGGUAGGUGCGCAGUUGUUCAAUUUGUCAACAUUCUGACGAGAUCUAGUAUCGUGGGUGGAUUGACACACAUAAUUACUGCCGUGUUACUUUUGCUCUUUAUCAUAGGAAAGACCGCUUCGUUAGCGUCAAAUUGUGCCAAAAAGAGACGCUCUCUUGUGAACUUUUCGACUGUAUCGGGAAACCAAAGCCUAAAUGAGGUGUUACAACGGGCAAUUAGAACUUAAGUUUGUUAAACACAAGCAAAUUGUCAGAAGUGCGGGAAAACGCGAAUGCCCAAGUGAUGAUUGGCUUUAGUUUUCUAAUGAUCUGAUUGGUUGAGAGGGUUGCGCGAGUUUCCUGGACCAUUCACAACGCACAGGAAAGAAAACCAAAUUUAUGGUUUUUGGGGUUAUUGGGUUUGAGUGGCUGUUAAAAACACCUUACGAGAGAGACCCACAUCAUAGUUCAAACAGAAUUUUAUCACGUCGUCAAAAGUCGAACCAGAUUAACUGAUGCGCAAAACUUCAUAAGUUUUGUCUUGGCUGUUGUCGUCACGUUUCUUCUUGAGACUUUCUUUCGGUCCACCAGUUCUCCUACUGCUCGACUCGGCUUGUAAUUUGGUAAUACCUCCUUAUGAAAUAAAGGGUAUACUUCUCAAUUUAGAAUGAAAUUGUUUUCUUGUUCUGUCAGAGUUCACUGGUCGUCCAGCAGGCCCAAUGAUAGUACUCAAUAUGGAGUAUGGCAAAGAUUUCUCUGGAGCUGGGUGAGUGCAAAGCUCAACAAAUUACCGAUUUGUGUUUUUGCGCAAACAUUGUGUGAGCAUGGCGGUCUUUCUGUCUCUUGCGAGAUCUUGAUUUCAUUUCUUCUGCCUUCUGUUUCAGUAAGCUUAGAAAUAACUCCUUCUGAAAAUAGAAUUGAAUUUUAAAAACUAGGAAUUUGAAAUUUUGUAAGCCCUGCCCGCUGAUAAUUCCUUUGUUCUCACCACAGCAAGGACACGUUUAAGUCAGACCGUGCCACCGGAGAACCAGGAGAGGCGCAUAAAUCGAACUUUUUACAUCCGGUCAUCUACUUUUAUAAAGAACCUCCGACAGGUAACACCACAUAAUAUAAUUUCUUGCUUUCUUUUUUUCCCUUACGGUGUCCUUUUUAUCACUUUUACAUUACUUUCUUUGACUUUUGCUUGGAUAGCCCUUGUUUAUUUUUACCCUUUCACCUUUAAGUUGUUAACCGUGAUUUUGUGGAUCAAUAUCAGUAUCUGAGCAACUGCACACUUACCCCUCCCCACCCCAGUCAACUGAUAACUAGUAAGGGUUAAUGUUGGGUUAAGGAAGGGGUAGGUACGAAGCUCCUCAGCUACUGACGUUCAUCGAUUUUCUUUACUUUCGCCAUACAUCUUUACAAAGUCAGUUUUAUAAUUUGGCGUUUCAUCAAGCAAUGCUCCAUUUUUUAUUUUCCAUUAUUCUGACCACCUGUCUACUUAUUCUUCAGCUUUGCCUAAAGAAACAAAAGAAGUUGUUCUUCCUAGACCAGAUCGUCUUCACCACAUGGUGGAAGAUUUCUUGACGCAGUGGUAAGCGAAAAUCAAGUUAUAUAAUUGGCUCGCUCUGACGAAGAGCUAACGCUCGAAACGUCGGCUUUAGAACUUCUUUACGGUGGCCAAAUUACAUCAUCAACUCAGUCCAUAAGACCAAAUUAUCGUGUAAUACCGCCCACUGACGCAGUACCACAGUUUCUAUAGCAACUUACCUCCUCUAUUAAAUAAUUGGUUAACGGGAUAGAAAGAGAGUGUAAAGGUUGUGCUUAUUGUUAAUAUUGCUACUGCUCCCUUUUUUAUCGAUUUUGUAGAUGUUAACCUCCUUACUCAUUUUUACAGGACUGCACCAAACUCACACAUUCUACCGUUACGUCGUUUCAUUGAAAAUGUUGUUCAAAGUGAUCUUCGUUCCUUUUUUGCUUCAACCUGCUUCAAGGUGAGUUGCACAACUUCUUAGAUACCCCUCUGGUUGUCACGAUUUUAAUGAUGGGCAACAUGUUUAUCAGACAGUUUUUCAACAAAUUGUAUCGUAACAUACUAGUAUUUUCGUGUAAUAGCCGGUCAACUUCUCACUUUGUGCGUCCUGAUUUUAGUGGAUUUAUUUUUUAGCGGAAAUUAUUUUACGAAACACUUUCAAUCUACUGCGUUGAUAAAAACAAUCGUUUCACUUAUCAGCUGCGUUCAUCGAGAUGUGAUGCACUUGAGAAGUUUGGAGAGCACUCUAAAAAGCUUAGAAUAGCCCUUGGCCGCUGCACCAGUCGCUGACACCUGAACGAAUUUUGAAAUUUUUUAGGAAACGUGCGUACAGUGGAGUAAAAUUUUUCUUCAACCCAUUAUAAUUUCAUUGACAAGUGCCCUUUCCAAAUCAUCGGCACCAACAGCGCACCACCUACCCCUCCCAAACUCAACUGUUGUUGAGUUAGGGGAGUCACUAAUAAGUUUUCCAUGACAUCUCUCUUUAUUUUUCCAGAUUAUGAUGACUCAGAAAACCGCACCAAUCAAUUGUCAAGGACACUACACAGAAGGUAGGAUGUCUCUUGAGAAAACGUAUAACUUGUAUUAA